Messenger RNA from Pipra filicauda (Wire-tailed manakin), 883 nucleotides. RefSeq names its product TSC22 domain family protein 4. Gene Ontology annotation, biological process: regulation of transcription by RNA polymerase II. Lineage: Eukaryota; Metazoa; Chordata; Aves; Passeriformes; Pipridae. The record is from RefSeq and is a predicted model, not a curated record. The coding region runs from base 88 to 729 and encodes 213 amino acids. The transcript has 4 exons.
GGGUUCGGCGGCCGCCGCCGGUAACGGCUCCGGGCCGGGCCCCGCCAUGUUCCUCCUCCUCCUCCUCCUCCCGCCGCCGCCGCCCCCAUGAGCCGCAAGAAGAGCGGCUUCGCCAUCACCAGCGUGCGCGGCGGCAGCGGGGCCGCGCCGGGCGAUGCCCCCGGGGCUUCUUCCUCGUCCUCCACCGGCGGAAGCCCCGGCGGCUCGUCCCGGUUCCGCCUGGUCCGGUUCCUGGCGCCGGGGGAGGUGCUGCGGCGGGGCCGGUGGCUGUGCAGGGAUUUCUACGAGCGGGACGCGGCGCCGCGGGGCUCCGGGAGGGUCCCGGUUUCGCUGGACGCCCCCCGGGCCCCCCCCGCCCCCCACCAGCCGCGAUCGCUCGGGGCCUUCGCGCAGCUCGUGCAGCAGGCGCUGCCCCCCAAGCCCCCCUCGCCGCGGCCGGCGGGGGCCGAGCUGAGCGCGCGGCUGGAAUUGGCCGGAGAGGAGAGCGAGGAGGAGGGCUCCGGCAGCGUCUCCGCCAUCGACAACAAGAUCGAGAGGGCCAUGGACCUGGUGAAGUCGCACCUGCUGCUGGCCGUGCGGGAGGAGGUGGAGGCUCUGCGGGAGCAGAUCCGGGAGCUGAGCGAGCGCCGGGCGCAGCUGGAGCAGGAGAACCGCCUGCUCCGCACCCUCGCCACCCCCCAGCAGCUCGCCCUGCUGAGCCCCCCCGGGCCGCCCCCGGGGCCGCCCUGAGCCCGAGGGGUGGUCCCGGGGGGCUUCUCAGGGGGGCGGGCGGGGGGUCCCCGCUCGCCACUGCUUUAGGGGGGGGUGGGGGGUGUAACGCACCUCCCUCCCCCUUUCUUGCGCAAUUUGGGGCCUUUUCUAAUAAAGCCGGGUUUUUACAGCA